UUUUUGCUUGAAUAUACUUCAAUAGUUCGGGUCUGUGUGCAUCCAAAUCCAAAAAGGUUGUUGCUUAUCACACUCUCUGAAAUGAAAGCUGCUUGGUAUAGCCUCUGUUAUGAGCCACAUAGUGAAAAUUAAUCGCAGCUGGCAAAUGUUUACUUUGCUCACCUCAGUAAUCUGGAGGACAAUGAUAAAUGUUUUGACAUCAAAACAAGUUGGGAGUCAAGCAACUUUUCAAAUAUCCAAUUAGGUCACAAGAUGCAGAACUUUGCUCGAUGAUCCCAGUGAAAUUCAUUUCAUAGGGGUUCCAUACACAGAUUGCAACGAGUGAACCGGUGGAAGAGCAAACUGACGGCGCGGUGUGUUACAAGUGAGUCAAAGACUGAAGAAUGUCAUCUAUUAAUGAGUAAACCACUGUAGGGAUGUUUUUUUUGGAAGGGUCACGGAAGUUUGUCACUCAUUAAUUCUAAUACACAUUGUGGGAGAUCACCACUUGGGUCCCAUCUACAUUUGAAGAAUGCACAAAAGAGUAUGUGCAGCAGCGUAGAUAAGAGAAUGAGUGAAAUAAAUGACCUUUUCUGACGAGAGCCACUGUUGACUUUCUCAUGUUUACAUUUAAUAAAUGAAGCCGCGGGAAGGAAGUCUUCAUUUAUCUCCAGUGGCAGGAUUUGUGGACCCCUUCACGUAACUGUCCAACGUUUUCAUACACGCGCACGCACGCACGCACGCACGCACGCGGGUUUAUGUUAAUGAGGACCCCGAGUGCGUCGCAGGAGCCAUUUUCACCAUUCAAGCGGAGUUGCGCUGGCGGUCAGGAUGUACGAGUGAGCUCCUCGGCGUGUGUGAAUGUGUUUGUGUGUACGCUUGUGUGAAAGAGUCCGUCCUGCAAAGGCUCUACCUUUACCUUGAAAAUACCAUUCAGAAUAAAAAGGCACCCGGAUUGAGAAGUGCGCCCGCCGCGAGAGAGCAUGGGCUCCUCCGCAACAAAAGAAAAGUCACUGGUGGAAAGUUUAAGGAGCGACACGUUUUGAACUCCUCACUUCGAACCCUUGGAUGCACAUCGAGGAGCGAUGCACUUCGUUCAGUUGGAUUUUCUCCUUCUUUGCUGUUGGUGGGGGCUGGUUCCGCUGGUGUCCAGUUACGUGGUUCACCUCAGCGAGGAUGCCCGACCGAGGACGGUGCUGGCCGGCGUGGAACAGCGCGCUCGGUGCGCACUGGAUCAGGUGCUCGCUCCUAGAGCAACCGAACGCUUCCUGGACACCGACCCCGCGACGGGAACCGUGUUUCUUUCGGAUUCCAUAAAGUGCGCCUCGGUGCGCUCCAACCCGUUUACGCUUUUCACCGUGUCGGACUGCGUGGACUCCGUGGGUUCCGACUACCGGCAUCUCAUCACUAGCCGCUAUGAUGUUCACAUCCACGGAAGAAACUGCUCCAAAAAGCCCACAAGGAAAACAGAGUGGGACAUGGAAGUGCUCAGUUUGUGUGUUAAGCCGGCACAGUGCCACCAAGCAGGUUUUGGUUUAUUUACAGUGAGGGGGCUGCUACCUGGAGUGCCCAUCCGCUGCCGGGUCACCAGCCGGGGUCCCUUCUACUUCUCCGAUGGGGACUUGUUUGUGUCUAAGACUCUGUGCUGGAGCCAGGAGACCCUCCUGGAGCUGGACCUGCUCUGCGAUGUCCUGGUCGGAGACGGAUCCACACGAGUCGACCCCAUCUUCAUCCACUGGCGCGUGGGAGAAGGCCCCUUUCUUCAGGGCCACAUCAAGAAGCUGCUAGAAAAGGCAGCUCGCUCCAACUUGGGGAUUGUUGGCAGGAGGAGAAGAAGCAUCAACAGCAGCCCUCAAUUUCAGCCCCCAAUGUACCAGGUGUCCGUGGCAGAGAACAAGCCAGCUGGAACUUCUGUUGUUGUUUUGAAAGCAAUAGAUGCAGAUGAGGGUGAAGCGGGGCGGCUGGAGUAUUUCAUCGAGGCUCUCUUUGACAGCCGAUCUAAUAACCUUUUUGCUGUGGAUCCGGCCAGCGGCGCCGUGUCCACGGUGGAGUUGUUGGACCGCGAGACGAAAGAAACCCACGUGUUCCGCGUAACCGCUGUGGACCACGGAACCCCUCGGCGCACGGCCAUGGCCACACUCACCAUUACAGUCAGUGACGCUAAUGACCACGAUCCCAUUUUUGAGCAGCAGGACUAUAAGGAAAGCAUCAGAGAGAAUCUAGAGAUCGGCUAUGAAGUAUUGACGGUAAGGGCCACUGAUGGGGACGCGCCAGUUAACGGUAACAUCCUUUAUCAAAUUCUUAAUAAUAAUGGGUCAAAUGAUGUGUUUGAGAUUGACCCCAGGUCUGGUGUUAUUCGCACCAAAGGCCUCGUAGACAGGGAAGCGGUGGAUGCGUAUUUGCUGUUAGUCCAGGCAAAUGACCAAGGCCGUGACCCCGGGCCCCGCAGUGCGACAGCUACUGUAUACAUUGUGGUAGAGGAUGACAAUGACAACGCUCCCCAAUUUAGUGAGAAACGCUAUGUGGUCCAGGUACUUGAGGACUUGGCCCCAAAUACUGAGAUCCUGCAAGUGACCGCCACAGAUCAGGACAAAGGGAGCAAUGCCAUCGUCCACUUCAGCAUCAUGAGUGGUAACUCCAGGGGGCAGUUUUAUAUUGAUGCCCAGACAGGUAAAAUGGACCUGGUGAGUCACCUGGAUUAUGAGGCAAGCAAAGAAUACACCUUAAGAAUCCGAGCUCAGGACGGGGGCCGCCCCCCUCUUUCCAACAUCAGCGGUCUGGUCACGGUGCAGGUGAUGGAUGUUAAUGACAACGCCCCCAUUUUUGUCAGCACCCCUUUCCAGGCUACCGUGUUGGAGAACGUGCCACUAGGCUACUCCAUCAUCCACAUCCAAGCCGUGGAUGCGGACUCUGGCGACAACUCCAGGCUGGACUAUCGUCUCACUGAAACCAUGCCAAACUUCCCUUUCACCAUCAACAACAGCACAGGGUGGAUCAUAGUGGCGGCCGAACUGGACCGAGAGAGUGUCGAUUUCUACAACUUUGGGGUGGAGGCCCGAGAUCACGGCUACCCUGCCAUGUCCUCUUCCGCCAGCAUUAGCAUGACCAUUCUCGACGUCAACGACAACAACCCAGAGUUCACCCAGAAGGCGUACUACAUGCGAUUGAAUGAGGAUGCGGCUGUAGGGACCAGCGUGGUGACGGUGUCCGCCGUGGACCAGGACAUCAACAGCGUGGUGACGUACCAGAUAUCCAGCGGAAACACUCGCAACAGGUUCUCCAUCACAAGUCAGAGCGGAGGUGGUCUUAUCACACUGGCGCUACCUUUGGACUAUAAACUAGAGCGCCAGUAUGUCCUGACCGUGACUGCGAGCGACGGUACGCUCUUUGACACGGCUAAAGUGUUUGUCAACGUCACCGAUGCCAACACGCACAGGCCUGUGUUUCAGAGCUCCCACUACACGGUCAACAUCAAUGAGGACAGACCGACGGGCACCACGGUUGUCCUUAUAAGUGCCACCGAUGAAGACACGGGAGAGAACGCCCGCAUCACCUAUUAUAUGGACGACAGCAUCCCUCAGUUUGACAUUGAUCCUGACACGGGGGCCGUCACGACGCAGAUGGAACUGGACUACGAGGACCAGGUGUCCUACACACUGGCCAUCACUGCCCGCGACAACGGCAUCCCGCAGAAGUCGGACACCACCUACCUGGAGAUUCUGGUGAACGACGUGAAUGACAACUCGCCACGCUUCCUCAGAGACAACUACUUGGGCUCCGUGAUGGAGGACGUGGCAGUGUUCACCAGCGUGGUCCAGGUGUCCGCCACGGAUCGAGACUCUGGGCUCAACGGCCGCGUCUUCUACACCUUCCUGGGUGGUGAGGAUGGUGAAGGGGACUUCAUAAUCGAAUCCACAUCAGGUAUUGUUCGCACGCUACGUCGAUUGGAUCGAGAAAAUGUGCCUGUUUACAGACUGCAGGCCUUUGCCGUGGACAAAGGUGUUCCAUCUUUGAAAACGCCAAUAAGCAUCCAAGUGACGAUUCUUGACGUGAAUGACAACCCUCCUGUGUUUGAGAAAGAUGAGUUUGACAUUAUGGUAGAUGAAAACACCCCCAUUGGCCUUGUGGUGGCACUUAUAUCAGCAACAGACCCAGAUGAAGGCAGUAAUGCACAGAUCAUGUACCAGAUCGUGGAAGGGAACAUCCCAGAGAUGUUCCAGCUUGAUAUCUUCUCAGGAGAACUGACGUCGCUAAUAGACCUGGACUAUGAGAUGAGGUCUGAGUACAUCAUCGUGGUCCAGGCCACCUCCGCCCCUUUGGUCAGCCGCGCCACAGUCCACAUCAAACUGGUGGACAAGAACGACAACGUGCCUGUGCUCAAAAACUUCCAGAUCAUCUUCAACAACUACGUGACGGACAAAUCCAGCAGCUUCCCGGCCGGAGUGAUCGGCCGCAUCCCCGCCCACGACCCGGACGUUUCGGACCGGCUCCACUACAGCUUUAAGGUUGGCAACGAAUUGAACCUUGUGCUACUGAACCAAACAACCGGGGAGAUCCAGCUGAGCCAGGCCCUGGAUAACAACCGUCCCCUGGAGGCCUCCAUGAGAAUCUCAGUGUCAGAUGGCGUACACUCCGUGUCAGCCCAGUGCCUUCUUCAGGUCACAAUCAUCACAGAUGAGAUGUUGUCCAACAGCAUCACGCUGAGGCUCGCCAACACCUCUCAGGAGCACUUCCUUUCCCUGCUGCUUACUCAGUUCCUGGACGGUGUGGCCCGCGUGCUCUCUGCAGCCCCCGAAGACGUCGUCAUCUUUAACAUUCAGGACGACACCGACGUCAGCGCCCGCAUCCUCAACGUCAGCCUGUCCGUGGCCGUGCCAGGCGACGCCGCCCAGCGUCUUCCGGUGCUCGGCGAGCACGGAGAAGACGGUACCGGGAGAGGGGCCGAAGGCGGAGGGUCGGAGUUUUUCGGCUCCGAGGAGCUCCAGGAGAGGCUGUACCUGAACCGCAGUCUUCUGGCUCAGAUCUCCUCCCAGGAAGUUCUGCCUUUUGAUGACAACAUUUGCCUGCGCGAGCCCUGUGAGAACUACAUGAAGUGCGUGUCCGUGCUCAAGUUCGACAGCCUGGCCCCCUUCGUGGCAUCCGACACCAUCCUGUUCAGGCCCAUCCACCCCAUUGCCGGCCUGCGCUGCCGCUGUCCCGCCGGUUUCACGGGAGACUACUGCGAGACCGAGAUCGACUUGUGCUACUCCAAACCCUGUGGCGUUCACGGUGUGUGUCGCAGCAGAGAGGGAGGCUUCACCUGCGAGUGCACGGACGACUACACAGGUGAGCGUUGUGAGCUGUCGUCACGCUCCGGCCGUUGUGCUGCGGGAGUCUGCAAGAAUACCGGCGUGUGCGUGAACCUCCUGGUGGGCGGGUUCAAGUGCGAAUGUCCGUCGGGCGGCUACGAGAAGCCUUACUGCGAGAUGACCACCCGCAACUUCCCCCCAAACUCCUUCCUCACCUUUAAGGGUCUCCGCCAACGCUUCCAUUUCACCGUUUCGCUCACAUUUGCCACGAAAGAGCCCAACGGUUUAUUGCUGUACAACGGCCGCUUCAAUGAGAAACACGACUUCAUUGCCAUGGAAAUCAUCAAUGAACAGAUUCAAGUCACUUUUUCUGCAGGUGAAACAAAGACCACCGUUUCACCUUUUAUUGUUGGCGGGGUGAGCGACGGUCAGUGGCAUGUGGUGGAGGUCCACUACUACAACAAGCCCAUUGUAAACCAGGCCGGCCUGCCACAGGGUCCCUCCGACCAGAAGGUGGUGGUGGUGACUGUGGACAACUGCGACAACCCUGUGGCUCUGAGAUUCGGUCACGUGAUUGGAAACUACACCUGCUCCGCACAGGGAAGCCAAUCGGGGAGCAAAAAAUCACUGGACCUGACCGGCCCGCUGCUCCUCGGAGGGGUCCCUAAACUCCCAGAAGACUUUCCUGUCCGAAACCACCAAUUCGUGGGCUGCAUGAAGAAUCUGCGUGUAGACAACCAACGCGUCGACAUGGCCGGCUACAUCGCUAACAACGGCACGCUGCCCGGAUGUUCCGCCAAAAGACACUUCUGCACCAACAACCCGUGUCUGAAUGGAGGGACCUGUGUCAACCUGUGGGGCUCCUUCAGCUGCAACUGCCCGCUCGGAUUCGGGGGAAGAAAUUGUGAAAGAGUGAUGGCCAACCCGCAGCGUUUCCUGGGCAACAGCCUGUUGCAAUGGAACAACCUGGCGACAGCGACCUCCGUGCCAUGGCACGUGGAGCUGAUGCUGCGCACCCGUCAAGCCGGCGCCAUGCUGCUGCACAUCUCUUCCGGACUGCGGCACAAUCUCACGCUGCAGCUGCGUGGCGGAAGUGUGCUGAUGGGACUGCACAGGGGGGAGGACUCCACGCUGUCCCGAGUGGAGGAGGUGCUGGUAAACGACGGCGACUGGCAUCAUUUGCAACUGGAUAUCAGCAGUUUGGGCGGGCCGGCGGGCCAUCAUAAAGCCGUUCUGUCAGUAGACCACGGACUCUACCUGGCCAGUAUGCAGGUGGAUGGGGAGUUGCAGGAGUCCAAGCUGAAGGCUGUGAGUGUUGGAGGUUUAAUGAUGCCUGAUGGGAAAAUUCGGCAUGGCUUCCGUGGUUGCAUACAAGGUCUGCGGGUUGGUGGCGCUCUGAGUCUGAGUCAAGCCAGGAAGGUCAACGUGGAGGUGGGCUGCAACGUGCCCGACCCCUGCGGCUCCAACCCGUGUCCCGCCAACAGCUACUGCAGCGACGACUGGGACAGCUACUCGUGCACAUGUCGUCCCGGUUACUACGGCACCAACUGCACGGAUGCGUGCACGCUCAACCUGUGCGAGCACGAGUCCACGUGCACCAGGAAGACCAGCUCCUCCCGCGGUUACACAUGUGAUUGUCCACACAACUACUUUGGCGAUUACUGCGAUAAAAAGACUGACCUGCCCUGUCCCCGAGGUUGGUGGGGUCACAAGACCUGCGGGCCAUGUCACUGUCCCAUUGAACGCGGGUUUGAUUUGGACUGUAACAAGACCAGUGGAGAGUGUCGCUGUAAGGACAAUCACUACCGUCCCGAAGGCAGCAACACAUGCCUGCUGUGUGACUGCUACCCGGUGGGCUCCUUUUCCAGAACAUGCGAGCGCGAGAGCGGUCAGUGCCAGUGUAAAUCAGGCGUGAUCGGACGUCAGUGCAACCGCUGCGACAACCCCUUCGCCGAGGUUUCUGCUAACGGCUGCGAAGUCAUCUAUGACAGCUGCCCUCAGGCCAUCCAGGCUGGAAUCUGGUGGCCCCGGACCAAGUUUGGGCUCCCUGCAGCAGUACCCUGCCCCAAGGGGACUCUGGGCACGGCCAUUCGCCACUGUGACGAGCACAAGGGCUGGCUGCCUCCUAAUCUCUUCAACUGCACAUCGGUCACCUUCAGCCAGCUGAGAGUGCUGUCUGAAAGGUUUUCCCAUAAUGCUUCCCUGCUGGACCCGGCCCGCGUCCAACAGACAGCGGCCAUGUUGGCCAACGCCACAUUACACACAGAGAAGUACUAUGGCAGCGAUGUGAAAGUGGCCUAUGGACUUACUCAGAGGCUACUGCAUCAUGAGAGCAAGCAGCAAGGCUUCAACCUCACGGCCACGCAGGACGUCCACUUCACCGAGAAUCUGGUCCGCGUGGGCAGUGCCAUCCUUUCUCCAGAAACGCGUCCACACUGGGAGCUCAUACAGCACACGGAGGGCGGCACGGCAUCGCUGCUGCGCCGCUACGAGGAAUAUGCCAACACUCUGGCGCAGAAUAUGAGGAAGACCUACCUCAGCCCCUUUACCAUCGUCACACCAAAUAUUGUCAUCUCAGUGGACCGUCUGAAAAAGAUGAAUUUCGCCGGGGCGAAACUUCCGCGGUACCAGUCCCUUAGGGGCCCCCGCCCCGCCGACCAGGAGACCACCGUCACUCUUCCCGACUCGGUUUUCCAGCCGCCUGUGGACACCAAAGGCCACAGGAACCUGGAAGUUUUUCCAGAAUCUUCGCUGAGGAACCGCUCCGCCAACAGGAAGCGACGCCAUCCCGACGACAACCAGCCGGACGCCGUCGCCAGCGUGAUCAUCUUCCACAGUCUGGCGUCUCUUCUACCUGAGAGCUACGACCCUGACAAGAGAAGUCUCCGUGUGCCAAAGCGUCCGGUAAUCAACACCCCGGUGGUGAGCAUCACCGUUCACGACAACGACGAGCUGCUGCAGCACCCGCUUGACAAACCCAUCACCGUGCAAUUCCGCCUGGUCACCACCGAAGAGCGCUCUAAACCCAUCUGCGUCUUCUGGAACCACACCAUACUAGCUGGAACGGGCGGCUGGUCAGCAAAGGGAUGUGAGGUGGUCUUUCGAAACAACACUCACAUAAGCUGUCAGUGCUAUCACAUGACAAGCUUCGCUGUGCUCAUGGACAUCUCCAGGAGAGAGAACGGUGAGAUCCUGCCCAUUAAAAUCCUCUCGUGGAGCACCGUUGGAGUCACCCUUGGCUUCCUCUUCCUCACCGCCGUCUUCCUCCUGUGUCUGCGAGCCAUGCAGUGCAACAAGACCAGCAUCAUGAACAACGGCACCACCGCCCUCUUCCUCUCCGAGCUCGUCUUCAUCCUGGGGAUCAACCAGGCUGACAAUCCAUUUUUGUGCACGGUCAUCGCCAUCCUGCUGCACUUCUUCUACCUGUGCACGUUCUCGUGGCUUUUCCUGGAGGGUCUGCACGUGUACCGAAUGCUCAGUGAAGUUCGAGACAUCAACUAUGGGCCCAUGAGGUUCUACUAUCUGAUUGGCUGGGGAGUACCUGCCUUCAUCACAGGUUUGGCGGUGGGAUUGGACCCUGAAGGCUACGGCAACCCAGACUUCUGCUGGCUGUCCAUGUAUGACACCCUCAUCUGGAGCUUUGCUGGCCCCAUCGCUAUGGUGGUGUCGAUGAACGUCUUCCUGUACAUCUUGUCAUCCAGAGCAUCUUGCGCACUGAGACGCCAAAGCUUGGAGAAGGGACCUCAAGUGUCGGGCCUGAAGACCGCAGGCGCUGUCCUCUUCCUGGUCUCAGUCACUUGCUUCCUGGCUUUGCUGUCUGUCAACAGCGAUAUGAUCAUCUUCCAUUACCUGUUUGCCGGCUUCAACUGUGUGCAGGGUCCUUUCAUCUUCUUCUUCCGCAUCGUGUUCAAUAAAGACGCAAGGAAUGCCAUGAAGUACUGCUGUGGACACAAACAUCCCGAUCACAUGCUCAAAUCCAAAUCAUCAGGCUACAAAUACAACACCAACUACACGGACGGCAAGUUGUACCAUCUUCCCUUUGGUGAGUCCAGCGUAUCUCUGAACGGCACCAUGCAGAGUGUCAAGAGUCAGCACAGCUACGUGCCUUUCGUCCUGAGGGACGACGGCCUGUGCACCAGCCAAUCGCACAUUGCCCUCAACGACCACACGUCGCUCUUCCAUAAAACCAACGAGCAUGAGAAUGACGACCGUGACAGCGACUCAGACAGCGACCUGUCCCUGGAAGACGACCAAAGCGGCUCCUACGCUUCUACGCACUCCUCUGACAGCGAGGACGAGGAAGGUCCCCUUCGUCCUGAGGAAUGCUGGGAAAACUUGGCGUCCAGUGGAGCUAAACGGCCUCCAGCGCACGACAGUCGACUAUAUUGGCCUGCAGCAGUGAAUGAUGGAGAUCUCAAAGAUGCUGACAAGCUCAAGAUGAAUCUCGAGUCAUCAGAUGAACGCAUGCACGACACGGUGACGGUACUGCUGCCCUCCAUGCCCAAACUGCAUGCCCACCCCCACAAAGGCAUCUUAAAGAAGAAGCAGCUCUCCCCGAUCAUAGAGAGGAACGGAUUCAACCGCAUCCACAACGAACUGUGCGACGGCGCUGCGGGCUCGGCCUCCCCUCAUGGCUCGGCCUCCCCUCACGGCUCGGCCUGUAGCGAGCGAAUGGCCACCACCGCUAAGGCCAGCCUGCCUGAGCAGUUGAACGGCAUCGCCGUGAGCAUCAAGGCAGGAACGGUGGACGGUGACUCGUCAGGAUCAGACAGCCACUGCAACACCGCCAUGUGAGCACGCUGACCGAGGGGUGUGUCUUUGCAGGUCAUAGAGCCUCCUUCCUCGUCGCUGGAACUUCCCCUUUAAAAAUACUUUUUUUUUUUAUGGAUUCUGAAGGAUGGUGUGUGUGUGUGUGUGUGUGUGUGUGUGUGUGUGUGUGUGUGUGUGUGUGCGUGCAUGAGUGUUGUACAGUACCGAGAACUACAGUGGGCCUAUUCCAUUUUUUUGUCAUAUUGCAGGAUUUAAAAUGUAAUGGCUCCAAUAACAUCUGGCGGGGACAGUAACGGACUGCUGACCCUGAGGUCAAAAAUGUCACUAAACUUCUAUUUCAACCAGUAUCCAUCUGAUAAAAAAAAAAAAAAAAAUCUGCAUUUUCUGGAAUCGUUUCUGCACUUAACUUCAAAAUGAUGUUAAAAAUGGAGUUAGCCCAGUCUUAAGUCAUAAUAGCUCAUUUUCUGUGUGUGUGUGUGUGUGUGUGUGUGUGUGUGUGUGUGUGUGUGUGUGUGUGUGUGUGUGUGUGUGUGCCAAAGCUCAGGCUUGAGCACCGUGACGGAACAUAAGUAUCUCCCUUCAAAUAGAUUUGUGGCAUACUUGAAUUUAAAAAAAUGCACUUUUGGUUUCAUUUGCCGCCCUAAUUUUCUUUCUUUUUUUAAAAUUUUGUACAUUUUUUUUAAUAGUGUACAUCUGUGGAACAAUGAAGCUCGCAAACAUUCAGGGAACAUUCAGCUAAAACAACUUGGUGACAACGGACUGCGCUAAGUUGAUGUCAUCGUGCAUGCGUGCGUGCGUGUCUGUCCAAGCAGCAUCAACAAUCAAGUGAAGGUCAAUUUUUCCAGCCUGUGGUUCAUAUCAACAAGGGCACACAUCUGCUUGUGUAUGUACACCUAAAAAA
Molecule: messenger RNA, 10938 nt
Organism: Hippocampus comes (tiger tail seahorse)
Lineage: Eukaryota; Metazoa; Chordata; Actinopteri; Syngnathiformes; Syngnathidae
Gene: celsr2
Product: cadherin, EGF LAG seven-pass G-type receptor 2
Exons: 34
Coding region: 1065-10061 (2998 amino acids)
Biological process (GO): homophilic cell-cell adhesion; cell surface receptor signaling pathway; G protein-coupled receptor signaling pathway
Cellular component (GO): plasma membrane
Molecular function (GO): calcium ion binding; G protein-coupled receptor activity
Source: RefSeq, a predicted model, not a curated record